Molecule: messenger RNA, 1611 nt
Organism: Glycine soja
Lineage: Eukaryota; Viridiplantae; Streptophyta; Magnoliopsida; Fabales; Fabaceae
Product: V-type proton ATPase subunit C-like
Exons: 11
Coding region: 160-1287 (375 amino acids)
Biological process (GO): proton transmembrane transport
Cellular component (GO): vacuolar proton-transporting V-type ATPase, V1 domain
Molecular function (GO): proton-transporting ATPase activity, rotational mechanism
Source: RefSeq, a predicted model, not a curated record
UUAUUGCUGUCUGUAGUUUGUUUUCAUUUUCAUCUCUUUUCUUUUCUCCUCCAGACACAAAUCAGCAAAAACACGAUCCAUUCCCAAUUUCCAUCACACACAGACAAACACUCUCUACAUUUUCAUUUCCCUGCGUGAUCGUUCAGAUUCACAGGCCUUAUGGCGACGAGAUAUUGGGUAGUGUCUCUCCCCGUUCAAAAUUCCGCAUCCACUCUCUGGAACAAAUUGCAGGAACAAAUCUCCAAACACUCCUUCGACACUCCUCUUUACAGAUUCAACAUCCCCAAUCUCCGGGUCGGAACCCUAGACUCCCUCCUCUCCCUCAGCGACGAUCUCGUCAAGUCGAACAGUUUCGUGGAGGGAGUGUCGCACAAGAUAAGGCGGCAGAUUGAGGAGCUGGAGAGAGUGUCGGGCGUGAUGAGCAGUGGUUUGACGGUGGAUGGAGUCCCCGUUGAUUCCUACUUGACGCGGUUUGUUUGGGAUGAAGCGAGGUACCCGACUAUGUCGCCAUUGAAGGAGAUUAUCGAUGGGAUUCACGGUCAGGUGGCAAAGAUUGAGGAUGAUCUCAAGGUUCGUGUUUCCGAGUAUAACAAUAUCCGCAGUCAGCUUAAUGCCAUCAACCGAAAGCAAACUGGAAGCUUAGCCGUCCGUGAUCUUUCCGACUUGGUAAAACCUGAGGAUAUUAUAACUUCAGAAAAUUUAACUACCCUUCUGGCAAUUGUUCCCAAAUAUUCACAGAAGGAUUGGCUCUCUAGUUAUGAAAUCUUGACAAACUAUGUGGUUCCCAGGUCUUCCAAGAAGUUGUAUGAGGAUAACGAAUAUGCUCUUUAUACUGUAACACUCUUCAGUCGUGUUGCAGACAAUUUUAGAACUAGUGCACGUGAAGAAGGGUUCCAAAUUCGUGAUUUCGAAUACAGUCCCGAAUCACACGACAGCAGGAAGCAAGAGUUAGAGAAAUUGGUGGAAGAUCAGGAAAGUUUGAGGGGUUCUCUAUUGCAGUGGUGUUAUACAAGUUAUGGAGAGGUUUUCAGCUCCUGGAUGCACUUUUGUGCAGUGCGUGUAUUUACCGAGAGCAUUCUGAGAUAUGGUCUUCCACCAUCUUUCUUGGCAUGUGUUUUAGCUCCAUCAGUCAAAGCAGAGAAGAAAGUACGUUCUAUCCUUGAAGGGUUGAGCGAUAGCUCAAACAGUGCUUACUGGAAGACUGAGGACGAAGGAGUUGGGAUGGCUGGCCUAGCAGGUGAUGCUGAUGCCCACCCUUAUGUCUCCUUCACUAUCAAUCUUGUUUGAGUGCAGCACCCAGAAACAAGCCCUGUCUCGUUUCAGGGUCAGCGAAAGAUUCCUUGUACAUUAGGGUCAUGUUCAAUUCUUUUAUAUAUAUAUAUAUAUAUAUAAUUUGAGCGUAUUGAAGUUUCCAGAAGGAUAAGGAUCUGGUGAAUUUAAGUGUAGUUUUGUGGUAUCAAGUUUUGAUCAUUAGCAACUUGUAUGUUGAGUUGUCUCAUUAUGUUCGAUCGUAUGUGAUUGUGCGACUCGAGGAGUUAGAAUCUUUGUAUUUUCCUGUUAAAUAUCUACAAUAUAUCAUAUAAUAUUUUAAUUGUCUUGAAUUUUUUAAAA